CAGGCGGUUUUUCAUGACGAGUUUAAUUUUCCUUUACUUUUAAUUGGAGCAAUUGAGAGUUUAAAAGGCGAGCGAUCAGCAAAUUUUCAUCAGCGUUGGUUCAGCAGCGGAAAAGCAAACAGCAUUUUAAACUUAAAGAAAAUUUGCUGUUUUGAAGAGCAAACUUUUGUUCUACUAACAUUAUUAAAUCUGGAAACCAUGAAAGCAGCAGCUAUCAUUUUAACUUGCCUCUUUGCGGCUGCUUUGGCUGCUCCGCAAUACCAGCGGGCUCAAGUAGCUUACGGUGACAACUACGAGCUUGAAGAGAUUCAAAGACAGUGGGAACGCUUCCUUGAGUACCUUCCAUGGCUGAGAGGACAAGCUGGUGCCCAAGGACCCCAAGGACCCGCUGGAGCUCCCGGAGUUGUUGACAAAUCUGAUAAAUAUAUUGCUGGACCACCUGGAGCCCCUGGCCCGCAAGGAUAUGCUGGACCUAAGGGAGAAAAGGGAAAUACUGGCGCCCCUGGAUCUACUGGCGCUCCGGGACCUCAAGGAAAUCCCGGAGAUGAUGGAGCACCUGGAGCACAAGGAUUGACUGGUGCAAGAGGCAAUGAUGGAGCUACUGGUGCCCCUGGUGCUCCUGGUUACUCUGGCGCAAAGGGAGAACCCGGAGCUCCUGGAGCUCCAGGCAUGAAUGGAGCACCUGGUGCUCGAGGCAAAGACGGUUACAAUGGAGCCCCUGGACCUUCUGGACCUAAAGGAGAAACGGGUGCCCCUGGUGUAACUGUUCAAUCUAAUGUUCCCGGACCAGUUGGAACCCCUGGUUAUCCUGGUAAAGACGGAGCUCCUGGCGCUCCUGGAGGACCCGGGCCCAUUGGCCCAGUUGGAACAACUGGACCCCAAGGCCCCGCUGGUAAAGAUGGUUCUCCUGGUUACCCUGGCAGCCCUGGUCCCAAGGGAGAGGCUGGAACUCGAGGUUAUAACGGUGCUCCAGGCAAAGACGGACUUAACGGCGCUCCUGGAUCUAUCGGCCCUGUUGGACCUCAAGGCCCUGUUGGAAAUCCAGGCUACGAUGGAGCUCCUGGUAAAGACGGUUCCAAUGGCUUGACUGGCGCUCCUGGAAAAGAUGGAUACAACGGCGCUCCUAGUGCUCCAGGACCUCAAGGCGAACAAGGCAAAACUGGUAAGGAUGGUAAUCCUGAGGGACCUGGUGCCCCUGGUGGCCCGGAGCUCCCGGCUCCCAAGGUCUUCAAGGAAAAGAGGGCUCUGGAUACCCUGGCAGCCCUGGCCCCGUUGGACCUGUUGGACCAGUUGGACCGAUUGGACCUCAAGGGUGCUAUUGGAGGAGGAUUCGGACAGUCACAACAGAGCACAGUAGUCGGACCACCAGGACCACCUGGCGCCCCUGGACCUGUUGGACCGAAGGGAGAAACUGGAAAUGCUGGAAAUCCAGGAACACCUGGAGGACCCGGACCUGUUGGCCCUGCCGGAUUCAAUGGUGGACCUGGUGGACCUGGACCAGCAGGCGAAAGUGGCUCUAAUGGAGCUCCCGGCGCUCCUGGCGGACCUGGUUUCCCUGGAGCAAAGGGAGAAGCUGGAUUUAACGGAGCACCUGGUCUCAAUGGAGGUCCAGGAUCCCCUGGCAGAGACGGCUUUAAUGGAUCACCUGGAUUAGCUGGACCCAAGGGUCAACCUGGCUCACCCGGAGUAACUUUGCCCUCAAAUCUUCCUGGACCUGCCGGGUCUCCUGGCUUCCCAUGUAAAGACGGAGCUCCAGGUUUCGCUGGCGGACCUGGACCUGUCGGCCCGGUUGGACCUCAAGGACCAGUUAGCCCAGUUGGCAGACCUGGUGAAAAUUGUUUCCUUGGAGGACCUGGCCCUAAAGGUGAAGCUGAAAGUCCUGGUUUCCCAGGUGGACCUGGCAGAGAUGGACAACCCGGUGCUCCAAGCGGGCAAUCUGGACGUUGGACCCCAAGGACCUGCUGGUUCCCCUGGCUUCAAUGGCGCUCCCAGAAAAGGGAGCGCCAUUUCUCUGGCGGGCAAGGAGCUCCAGGCAAAGACGGACUACCAGGCGGACCAGGUUUCCCAGGCAGACCCGGCAAAGAUGGACUUAACGGAGGCCCCGGCGCUCCUGGCUUCCCAGGCGGACCCCGACCAGUUGGACCUCAAGGCAAACCCGGUGCUCCAGGUUUCAAUGGCGAACCUGGACCAGCUGGACCCGUUGGACCGAUUGGUGGCCCCGGACCUCAAGAUAAACCAGGAACACCAGGUAGUCCAGGACCAGUUGGACCGGCUGGACAAACCGGAAUUGCCGGAACUGUGACGCCAGUUCAAGCCCCGGCAUACGAAGUACCUGUUCAUCAACCUGCACCAGUUGAUCAGCCAUCUUACCAACAACCAACUCAAGCACCAUUUUGGGCAGCUCCGACUCAACCGUCGUGGUGGACUCCUGUUCAGCCCUCAUUCCAUCAGCCGCAGCAAUGGGCCUACGGACGAUGA
Molecule: messenger RNA, 2478 nt
Organism: Daphnia pulicaria
Lineage: Eukaryota; Metazoa; Arthropoda; Branchiopoda; Diplostraca; Daphniidae
Product: collagen alpha-1(I) chain-like
Exons: 7
Coding region: 199-2478 (759 amino acids)
Source: RefSeq, a predicted model, not a curated record